This is a messenger RNA of Pocillopora verrucosa, 1590 nucleotides long. RefSeq names its product leucine-rich repeat-containing protein 74B-like. Gene Ontology annotation, molecular function: protein binding. NCBI's taxonomy places the organism in Eukaryota, Metazoa, Cnidaria, Anthozoa, Scleractinia, Pocilloporidae. The record is from RefSeq and is a predicted model, not a curated record.
UCUGUGUUCAUUGUUUUCAAAGCUAAACAUUUUGAAGGAAAGUUACACCUUGGUUACACUGAGAAAAGAGGUAAACUUGUUUUCACACUGAGAGAGGGUCCCAUUCGUGCAAUGUACAAGAAUUAGUGUCAAUUAGGUGAUAAUUGAAAGGAAAAGAGCUGAUUUAUUUUGAAGAUGUCCUUUCCUAAAAGAAAAGAAAGCACUCCAGCUGAUAAUAAAAGUUCUUUGUUUUGGCGUUGGAAUCGGCUUCAAGUGAAUGCUAUGGAAGAUUCUGAAUUGCGGAAUGUGCAAACAGUUUACGAUUCUCCCAAAGUAACAAGCCAUUCUCGGUUGCUUUUUGGAGCGCAGAGCAGAGUUUUCGACGCCGAAAAUUCCCUCAAGAUGGAAAAAGAUUCGAAGAAGAGACACUCGCAGAAAGAUUUUACGGAGAAUUCAACUUCAAAUGGAAGCCGAGAAAAAGAAAUUGAAAAUGAAACUAAAGUUAUCGCGACUGUAAUGGACGCCGAGAAAGGAAGAUCAAACCCAUUCGAGUACUUUAAACAACAUCGAUUUGAUAAAGAGCUGGACCUGAACGGAUGGGUGCUGGGCCCGAUAAGGGCAUAUGAAAUUGCCACGGAGCUUCUAUCUUCUUCGACUGUUGUGAGUUUGUUUCUCGCAAACAACCGCCUUGGAAACGAAGGGGGCAGGGCCAUUGCAGAAGGAUUGCUCGGGAACUUUUCUGUUAAGGAGCUGGAUUUGUCCGGAAAUAUGCUCGGGCGAAACGCAGUCUCCAGUAUUGGAGAGAUGCUCAGAAAAAAUCGAACUCUGGAAAAGUUGAAUCUCUCGAGAAACGACCUAACAGAUCAAGACAUGGAAGUGUUUCUUGAAUUCCUCUGCGGCGAAAUUAUCUUAAAAGAGCUGGACUUAUCUCAUAAUAUUCUAUGCGAUCAAUUCGCUGAACGUAUGUCGCGAGUCUUAAAGAGUCAUUUUAUUCUCGAAAAGCUUUCCCUCAACUCAAAUCAGCUUGAAGUAACUGGCUUACAAGCCUUGAUGCCCGGUCUUCGAUGUACGCAAUCGCUUCGGGCUUUGAACAUUUCGUGGAAUUACUUGUACGACGUUGGAGCUGAAAUUCUUGGCGAAAUAAUCGCUGACAACGAAAGCCUAAUUGAAAUUUCAGCCUGUGGAAAUCUAUUCACAGCCAAAGCAGCCAGCUUCCUUGCCAAGGGGGUUGUUAAUAACUCAAAUUUGAAAAUUCUUCGCAUUGGUCAGAAUUUGAUCCGAAACUCGGGAGCGUAUGCGUUUAUCGAUGUCUUAUCUCAAAGCGGCUCGUCUUUAACCGCGCUUGAGGUUUUGGAUAUCGAUGGUACCAUUGUUGACCAAAAGUUUAAAGAAAGAGUCGAGACUAAGUUUUCUGAAAAGCUUGGUGCUUUAAAGGUAGUCAACGCUUCGGUUGUGGGUGAAAUUUCGAACGAGCUAGAACAGUUUGUGGAAAAAUCGCCUGAAGAUCUUUCGAUCUGAUUCAGGUCCAUUAGCUUCUUAUUUUGAAAGAAAUAUGUCAUGAAAUAUUGAUUGACUGAUAAGGAAUAACUCUUUAAAAUUCACAAUUUUCAU